AUGGUGAGGUUGUCCAAUAGUNAUUCUGGAAGUCUCUUGGAGGGAUUUACGAGGACUCAAGUUAGUACUCUUGCUGUAAAAGAUAAGUUGCUAGUUGCUGGAGGAUUCCAGGGUGAACUUAUUUGCAAGCAUCUUGAUCGGCCUGGAGUCAGCUUUUGUUCAAGGACAACUAAUGCAAUAACAAAUGCUGUUGAGAUUUAUGAUAGUCCUAGCGGGGCAGUUCACUUUACAGCCUCUAAUAAUGACUGUGGAGUCAGAGACUUUGACGUGGAGAAAUUUCAGCUUACUAAGCAUUUCCGUUAUCCUUGGCCUGUGAAUCAUACUUCUCUGAGUCCUGAUGGUAAACUUCUUGUGAUUGUUGGAGACAAUCCGGAAGGGAUGUUGGUAAACUCUCAAACUGGAAAGACGGUGAUGUCUUUAAGUGGGCACUUGGAUUUCUCCUUCGCAUCAGCAUGGCAUCCUGAUGGUAUGACCUUUGCUACUGGGAACCAGGACAAAACCUGCCGGAUUUGGGAUGUUCGAAACCUUUCCAAGUCAGUUGCUGUUUUGAAGGGGAACCUUGGAGCUAUUCGGUCAAUCCGGUAUACUUCCGAUGGUCAGUAUAUGAUGAUGGCAGAGCCAGCGGAUUUUGUGCAUGUCUAUGAUGUGAAAAGUGGGUAUGAAAAGGAACAGGAGAUUGAUUUCUUUGGUGAGAUAUCUGGCAUAUCAUUCAGUCCGGACACAGAGUCGCUUUUUAUUGGAGUGUGGGAUCGUACAUACGGUAGUCUUCUUGAGUAUGGCCGAAGCCGGAACUACUCUUACCCUGGUGUUAAGAAGUAAUUUGGUUACCCUGGUUAUGUUGUCGGAUGUGGCAAGUUUUGUAAUUUUAUAUAAGGUCAUUUUUGUUGGAUGUGGCAAAGUUUGUAUGCAUACAAGUGCGAUUUUUGCAUAGUCCCAAAUACCAAGUGUUACACGAUUCAUGAUAUUGAAUUUCCAUGCAUGGUAACUCAGCGA
This is a messenger RNA of Malus domestica (apple), 993 nucleotides long. The record is from RefSeq and is a predicted model, not a curated record. NCBI's taxonomy places the organism in Eukaryota, Viridiplantae, Streptophyta, Magnoliopsida, Rosales, Rosaceae.